Messenger RNA from Ixodes scapularis (black-legged tick), 5605 nucleotides. Its product is annotated as cytoplasmic dynein 2 heavy chain 1. The transcript is spliced from 27 exons. Gene Ontology annotation, cellular component: dynein complex. Gene Ontology annotation, biological process: microtubule-based movement. Lineage: Eukaryota; Metazoa; Arthropoda; Arachnida; Ixodida; Ixodidae. The record is from RefSeq and is a predicted model, not a curated record. Bases 124 to 4434 code for a protein of 1436 amino acids. Gene Ontology annotation, molecular function: dynein light intermediate chain binding; dynein intermediate chain binding; minus-end-directed microtubule motor activity.
CCAAAGUUGAUUCUGGUUGGGGAAAAUGCCUCGGAGUCCACGGAGAGGGAGAUCCAGGCACUGGGCUUUCUCAAGAUACACGACGGGUGCGACAAGCCGCUUGUAGCCACGCCCCAGCACUACAUGUCCCUUCUGCGCACCUACCGCGACAUCUACGCCAUGAAGAAGACUGGCAUCGAGAAGCGCAGAGAUCACCUCAAGGUGGGAACAUCGAAAUUGAACGAGGCCAAGGAGAUGGUUGACAAGCUCAAGUCUAACGCUGCUGAACAGCGCAAGCUGCUUGCUGAGAAGCAAGCUGAGGCUGACAAUGCACUACAGCAGAUAACAACAAGCAUGACGAGCACGAGCGACCAGAAGAUGGAGAUGGAGGCGCUCAAGGAAAAGAUGGAGCAGGAGAACAAGAAGCUCUCCAAGCGCAAGAAGGAGAUUGACCUGGAACUGGCCCAGAUCGAGCCCCUCAUCCAAGAAGCCAAGGCGGCAGUGGGGAGCAUCAAGUCGGACGCGCUGUCGGAGAUCCGCUCCCUGCGGGCCCCUCCGGACGUCAUCCGAGACAUCCUGGAGGGCGUGCUGCGGCUCAUGGGCAUCUUCGACACCUCCUGGGUCAGCAUGAAGAGUUUCCUGGCAAAGAGAGGCGUCAAGGAAGAGAUAUUGGGUUUUGACGUCCGCUCCGUGACGCCCGAGAUCAGGCAGAGUGUCCAGGAACUCCUUGUGAAGAAUCAGUCUUCCUUUGACGUCAAGAAUGCUAAAAGGGCGUCUGCGGCUGCUGCUCCGCUGGCGUCCUGGGUUCAGGCCAAUGUCAAGUAUGCGGAAGUUCUCCAGAAGAUCGGACCCCUGGAGGCGGAACAGGCAAAGCUGAAAAAGAACCUGUCGACCGCCGAGCGUCGGAUGGACAAGCUGGGCAGCGCUCUGGAAGAUGUGGACCAAGAGGUGUCUCGGCUCAGGGACCGCCUGAACCAGUUCACCAAGGAGGCGGCGCAGAUCGAGAUCAACCUGCGCUCCGCGGACGAGACCAUCGGCACCGCCGAGGAGAUGGUGCUUCAGCUCGAAGGGGAGUACCAGCGCUGGACCAAGCAGCUCGCAGGAAUGGAGGAAGAGCUGUCGCAACUCCCUCGUCGCUGCCUGCUGGCGUCCGCAUUCCUGACCUACCUCCCCGCUCAGCCCGAAGAAGUGCGCGGCUCCUUCGUUGGGCGCUGGUGCCAGAUGCUGAGCCUGGCCGACUUCCGGCUGUGCUCGUUCCUUGGCUCGGAGAAGGAGCAGCUCACGUGGAAGGCGGAGGGACUGCCAGCCGACCCACUGUCUCUGGAGAACGCAGUGUUGCUCUUGCAGUCUUCCCUGUGUCCCUUUGUGAUCGAUCCCUCGAGCCAGGCGACCGAAUGGCUCAAGCGCCAUCUCAAGGACCUUCAGCUCGAAGUGGCCACACAGCGGGACUCCAACUUCCUGACCACCCUGGAGCUGUCAGUUCGCUUUGGCAAGUCCCUUCUCGUGAGGGAUGUCGACUACCUGGAGCCCAUCCUGUACCCACUGCUCAGGAGGGAUCUCAUCAACCAAGGCUCCAGAUGCGUGGUUCAGAUUGGGGACAAAACGGUGGACUACAACGAGAACUUCAAGCUGUUCCUGGUCACCCAGAAUGCGUCGGUUGUUCUCCCGCCGUUCGCCACCUCCCUGGUCAUGACCGUCAACUUCACCACGACCAGGGCUGGUCUCUCGGAACAGCUGCUGCAGACGGUGCUGGGCGAGGAGAAGCCUGAGUUGGAGCGGCGCCGGAGCGACCUGCUUCGGGAGGAAGAGGACCUGCGGGUGCGCCUGUCCCAGCUGGAGGACUCGCUGCUGGAGCAGCUGGUGUCCUCCCAGGGAGACCUGCUGGCCAACCGUGGUCUGCUGUCCUCCCUGCACCGCACCAAGGCCAGCAGCCUGGGCAUAGAGGCCGCCCUCGGAGAGUCUCACCGGCUCCAGGAGGCGCUCGACCAGGAAAGGAAGGCCUACCUUCCCCUGGCCCACUUUGGGAGUGAGCUCUACUUCCUGACCAGGCAGCUGGUCAAGCUGAACCACAUGUACGUCUUCAGCCUGGCCUCCUUCCUCAGGCUCUUCAUCUCGGCCCUCAAACAGAGCACGUCUGGCAACAAAGGGGAGAAACACCUGAAGCAGGUGCAGAAGUCUUUCCUGCAGCUGGUCUACGAACACAUCUGCCGCUCGCUCUUCAAGAAGGACAGGAUCGCCUUCUCACUCCACCUGGUGCACGGCAUGUUCCCCCACCUCUUCAAGGAGAACGAGUGGGAGGUCUUCACGGGGAUGCUGGUGACCGACGCCAAGUUCGACAAGGAGAGCGUACGGGCCGAGUUGCCGGGUUGGAUAGAAGACGAGCGGGCCUUGGCGGUGGCACUUCUCAAGAACCUUUUCCCGGAGCUUUCGUCGGCGCUUCAGCUGGAGAACCAGGAGCUCUGGCGGGGCUUUGCGGAGAGCAGCCACUGCGAGCGGGAGAUCCCGGAGGCGGUGGCCAAGAGGCUCACGCUCUUCCAGCAGACGCUGCUCGUCCAGGCGCUGAGGCCCGACCGUCUCGUCAGUGCACUCACGCUCUUCGUCAGCAGGGUUCUUGGUUUGAGGGAGCUGUCCCCCCAGGCGCUCAAUUUCCAGCGACUGCACGCGGCAGAGAGCGGCGCCACAGAGCCGAUCUUAAUUGUGACCUCUCCGAGCGUGGAUGCCUCCCAGGAGCUACUCGAUGUUGCCAACGCAGUCAGGGGCUCCAACAAGUACCACCAGGUGUCAAUGGGACAAGGGCAGAUGGACCUGGCCCUGGAGUACUUGAAGACGUGCGCGCAGGAAGGCUCCUGGCUCUGCCUCACGAACCUCCACCUGGUCAUUGGCUGGCUGCCCCGCCUCGUCAAGGAAAUAGCAGCACUACGGCCUCACCAGGACUUCCGACUGUGGCUUACGACGGAGGCGCACCCCAAGUUCUCCAGCGUCUUGCUCGAGAUGUGCCUCAAGGUGACCUACGAGGCCCCACCGGGAGUAAAGAGAAACCUACAGAGGACCUACAGUGGCUGGACACCGCAGACCAUUUCUGUGCGCGGAAACCUGCUCUGCUCUCAGGCGUACUUUGUGCUAGCCUGGUUCCAUGCAAUCGUGCAGGAACGUCGCACCUACAUUCCUCAGGGGUGGACCAAGUUCUACGAGUUCAGUCUGGCAGACCUUAAGGCAGGUGCCGACAUCGUGGAUCGCCUCUGCAGGAAAGAGUCCGGCACGGUGGAGUGGGAGUUCCUGAGGGGCCUGUUUGAGACGGCCGUGUACGGCGGGAGGGUGGACAACCCCUUCGACAUGCGGGUUCUCCGCUCCUACCUGGGCCAGUUCUUCGACUCUGCCGUCGUCUCGGGGACUCCGCGGUCCAAGAGGAACCUGGCGCCCAGCGUCGCCGUCCCCACCGCCCCCGACUACGAGGUGCACCUGAAGGUGAUUGAGCAGAUAGCGGACGAAGACUCCCCUGCCUACUUCGGCCUGCCGUCCAAUAUCGACCGCUCCGUCCAGCGGACGCUGAGCGCCCAGGCCGUCUCCCAGCUGAGGACGCUGGCCAGGCCCUCCGAGGCCGCAGGGAAGCUGGACGUCCAGGGCUGGAGCUCCGAGCUGUCCCCCGUCCUCAACCUCUGGAAGAAGCUCAACCAGGGCUCACAGCUGAUCCAGACACGUCUGCCGGCAACGUCGGAUCCUCCGGAGGGCUCGCGGCAGUCUCCGAUCGAAAGCUUUCUGAAGCUGGAGCACCGCAGCGGGAUCCGCCUGGUGCAAGAGAUCCACGCUACCCUGGCCAGCCUGAGCAAGGUCAUUCGGGGCACCGCCCUCCUCACCGCAGAGGUCAAGGAAGCUGCCACGGCACUGGUCAACCACCAGGUGCCAGCCCAGUGGCUCAAGCGCUGGGAAGGACCAGAGGAGCCGCUGCCCUUCCUGCGGGGUGUCGUGGGGCGGGCACUGGCCGUCGGCGGCUGGAUCCACAAGUUUGACGCAGGGACCCUGCUUCGGGAUCCCCUCGAGUUGUCGGACCUGUUCCGACCGGACACCUUCCUCAAUGCCCUGCGGCAGCAGACGGCAAGGGAAGCGCACGUUCCGGUGGAUGGCCUGCACUUCGUGACGUCGUGGAAAGGCGGCAUUGCGGGGGCGACCUUGACGGUGACCUUGAGCGGACUGCAGCUGGAGGGGUGCUCCUUCGACGGCUUGCGUCUGGCGCAGUGCCGCCACAACUCCCCCAGCGUGUCGUCCGUCCCCGCAUGCUUGGCUGCCUGGCUGCCCAAGAGUUCUCCGCCACCCUACCCCGAGGCUGGCAGCAUCCUCCUGCCGCUCUACUCCGGCGUCGAACGGGAGAAGGUGGUGGCAACCCUGUCGCUGCCCUGCGACGGGGACCGAAACCAGUGGCUGCAGUGCGGUGCCGCGCUUUUCCUCAAGAGCGUGUGACGCCCGACACUCCGUCGGCCAAAUGUAUGUGCAGUGGGAACGCCUUCAAGGACGUUCGCACAACGGGGGAAAAAAAAAAAAAAGGAAAAGUCUGCCUUCACGAGGACCUGUUCGGCCAAUAGGACCGGCCAUUUUGAUAGAUUUUGGAAGUCUCCAACACCCCACAAAAAGGAUUUUUUUUUGCACGAGAAGGGUUAGGUGGUUUUUAUGAUCACUAGUGAAGAUGGGUGCCUCGGACGGCCUAUUACUUCUCGUUGUUUUGUGGCAUUCCUGCACGGGACAAUUUGUUUUUAAAGCGGAAUGUGUUUUAUCAAUUGAUCUCCAUGGAGCUCUAUAAUGCUUGGCUGUAACCACUGGCUGUAAGAGCCAGUGUGUUAUGCCCAUAGGGAGCCAUAUAAAAAAGAUUCAGUAGUCUUGUUGGAUUUUAACUCAGCACCUCGAUAUUGUAAGCAAAGUGUAUUGCCGACUGAGCUAUCCAGCCUCUGUGGUACAGACCACGCAAGAGUGAGCUCGUUCGUGAAUGAACUAGUGCACUCCAUGGCUUUUCCAGUCAUGCAGCGCCUCCUCACGGCCUGUGCCGUUCGAAAGCCCUUCUCUUCGUUCCAGGGAGGCCUAUCACGCAUUCUGCGCUUACCAGACUUUGUCAGCAUCAUCGAGCUCGUAUAACUUUUUGGGAAAAAUAACAAAAGUGGGUUUUGGUUUGGAGAUAUUUUUCCUCGAUUGGCGAGUUCUUACGUUACAAAUGCCUCGUAAAAUUCGGUUCAGACAUUAUCGGACAGUAUAAACGCCGAGGAAAAUUAAUGCAAUGCGAGCCACAACUGUGGAUAUUUGUGUCCCAUCAUUCAUUGGCGUAAUUAGUUGGGGCAUGUCUAUAACACCAUCGUUGCAGACGCUCUGGGUGCCUUUUUUUCUGGUAGAAGCUCAAUAGCCCUGCAUCCUAUUGCUGUCCUUGUGCAACCACAAAGCUUGUUUCCUGACAAUUCAAAAUCUUUAAAGUAUGCGAAAUGGAACAGUCUUGCUCAUGAACACGUUGUUUCGAAUAUUGCGCUCGUCAAGUCCUCCAAAAACCGUAGUCGCAAACACACUGUAGUAUCGAGAUAUUGAAUGUCCAUUUAGUUUUGUAGGGGAACUGCCUUCUUUAUUGUGCCUAAUAAAUUCUAUUCAAAGCCGA